AUGUUAAGUUGUCAGAUUCAUAAGCUUAGUUCUACAAUAGCUUAUUCUCCUUUGCCAACAACACCUUUCAUUCACGCUGCUUCUUUUUCUUUUCUUAAGCAACAAAAAUGUAACCCUAAAAAGAAACAGAAUAGAAAGUUAAGUGUAGUUGCUCGUCUAUUUAAUCCGCCUAUAUCAGAAUUUACGAAUAAAACUGUAGUUAACGCCACCGUUACUGUUAAGCUAACAGUUUGUGGGAUCAUUACUAGUGCUGGUAUAACUCAGCCUCUUGAUCAAUUGACUGAUUUCAAGGGUAGAACUUUUCUUUUGGAGCUUGUUAGUGCACACCUUGAUCCCAAGACGGGGCUUGAGAAGGGGACAGUGAAGUCAUAUGCUCACGUCGAGUUAGGAGUCCCGAAGGCUGGCGAAGUUAAGUUAAAGGCGAGAUUUAGAGUUCCAGAAGAUUUCGGUGAGGUUGGAGCUGUACUUGUUGAGAAUGAACAUUUCAAAGAGCUCUUCAUUGAGAGCAUACUUUUUGAAGGAUUUCCCGAAGGCCCUCUUGCUGUUUCUUGCAAUUCAUGGGUUCAUUCCAAGUAUGAUAACCCAAACAAGAGAAUUUUCUUUACCAACAAGUCGUAUUUACCAUCAGAGACACCGGAUGGAUUGAAGAGGCUACGGGAAGAGGAGUUGGAAAAUUUAAGGGGAAACGGAGAAGGGGAGAGACGGUCAUUUGAAAGGAUUUACGACUAUGAUACAUAUAAUGAUCUUGGUGAUCCCGACAAAGACCCCGAAUUGAAAAGACCUGUUCUUGGUGGUAAACAACACCCGUUCCCCAGGCGUUGUAGAACAGGACGUUCCCGCACCAAAACAGAUUCAUUAUCAGAAUCAAGAAGCAUGAGCAUAUAUAUUCCAAGAGACGAGUCAUUUUCUGAAUUGAAACAAGCAUCAUUUGGCAUAAACACGCUGAGAUCUGCGUUGCAUGCGCUGUUGCCUUCAAUCGAGAGUGCACUUGUCGAUAAAAAACGUGGAUUUCCGCUCUUCACAUCUAUCGAAACAUUGUUUAACCAAGGGAUGGAAUUGCCUAAAGAUACCGAUAAACCUUGGCAUCUUCAAACACUCUUACCACGAAUGGUGAAAACUGCUAAGGACACCGGAAAUCAAAUCCUCCUUUUUGAAACUCCUGAAUUGUUAGACAGAGACACAUUUUCUUGGUUCAGAGAUGAAGAAUUUUCUCGCCAAGCUCUUGCUGGUCUCAAUCCAAUGUGCAUUGAAUUAGUUACGGAAUGGCCAUUAAAGAGUAAACUUGAUCCUGAAAUCUUUGGUCCAGCUGAGUCGGCAAUCACAAAAGAAAUAAUUGAAAAAGAAAUCAGGGGCUUUAUGACUGUUGAAGAGGCUCUGAAGCAAAAGAGGCUAUUUGUAUUGGAUUACCAUGAUUUGCUCUUGCCAUAUGUGGGUAAAGUGAGAGAGCUUGAGGGUACCACAUUAUAUGGCUCUCGGACGCUAUUCUUCCUUGUAGAUGAAUGCUCAUUAAGGCCGGUUGCUAUUGAACUAACUCGUCCAAAAAUCAACGACAAACCACAGUGGAGGCAAGUUUUUACGCCAAGCUUUGAUGCUACUAGUUGCUGGCUAUGGAGGCUGGCAAAAGCGCAUGUCUUAGCUCAUGACUCUGGCAUCCAUCAGCUUGUCUCUCAUUGGCUAAGGGCUCAUGCUUGUGUAGAGCCAUACAUAAUUGCAGCUAAUAGACAACUCAGUAAGAUGCACCCAGUUUACCGGCUACUACAUCCCCAUUUUCGAUACACAAUGGAAAUCAAUGCCCUUGCUCGAGGGCUACUCAUCAAUGGAGGUGGAAUUAUUGAAACUACUUUCAAUCCUAGCAAGUAUUCCAUGGAGCUUAGCUCUGCUGCUUAUGACAAGCUCUGGCGUUUUGACACCGAAGCAUUGCCAGCUGAUUUGAUUAGAAGGGGAAUGGCAGUUGAGGAUGCAACAGCAAAACAUGGGUUGAGGCUCACAAUUGAAGAUUACCCAUUUGCCAAUGAUGGGUUAGAGCUUUGGGAUGCAAUAAAGCAAUGGGUAACUGAUUAUGUGAACCAUUACUACCAGGAAGCAAGCAACAUCAAAUCUGACCAUGAGGUCCAAGCAUUCUGGGAAGAAGUCCGUACCAAAGGUCACGGAGACAAAAAAGACGAACCAUGGUGGCCUAUUUUGAACAACAAUCACGCCUUAAUCCAUGUUUUGACCACCAUUUUAUGGGUUACUUCAGGUCAUCAUGCAGCCGUUAACUUUGGUCAGUAUGCGUUUGCCGGCUAUUUCCCCAAUAGGCCAACAAUGGCUCGAACAAAUAUGCCAACUGAGGAUCCAUCAGAGGAGGAAUUCGACCUGUUCUUGAGGAAACCAGAGUACACUUUGUUGAAAUGCUUUCCAUCACAGAUUCAAGCAACGAAAGUGAUGGCUAUUUUGGAUGUUUUAUCAGGACAUUCACCUGAAGAGGAGUAUCUUGGAGCCACGUUGGAACCAUCGUGGGAAGCUGACCAUGUCAUUAAGAUCGCGUAUGAAAGGUUCACCGCAAGACUGAAAGAGCUAGAAGCAAAUAUUGAUGAGAAAAAUAAGGAUUUGAAGAAUGCUAACAGAAGUGGAGCUGGAGUUGUACCUUAUCAGCUCUUGAAGCCAUUCUCCGACCCCGGUGUCACCGGAAGAGGAGUUCCCAAUAGCAUUUCCAUUUGA
Molecule: messenger RNA, 2700 nt
Organism: Mercurialis annua (annual mercury)
Lineage: Eukaryota; Viridiplantae; Streptophyta; Magnoliopsida; Malpighiales; Euphorbiaceae
Product: linoleate 13S-lipoxygenase 2-1, chloroplastic-like
Exons: 9
Coding region: 1-2700 (899 amino acids)
Biological process (GO): lipid oxidation
Molecular function (GO): oxidoreductase activity, acting on single donors with incorporation of molecular oxygen, incorporation of two atoms of oxygen; metal ion binding; protein binding
Source: RefSeq, a predicted model, not a curated record